AUGGGUUUUGGUGAAGCAAAAGAUUGUGGAUUAUUAUUUAGGAUACUAAAACAGCGUGAGAGGGUACUGCGGCCGUUGUCGGUCCAAGGCGUGAUGGAGCACGCUCUACAACACCGAGAGCGCGUGGGCGUACAAGACUUCGUCCUGUUAGAAGAUUACCGCUCGGAGGCUGCCUUUAUCGAUAAUCUAAGGAAACGUUUCAGCGAAAACAUUAUUUAUACGUACAUCGGCAAUGUACUGAUUUCCGUAAAUCCUUAUAAGAACUUACCAAUUUAUACUGAAGAUAAAACAAAGCUGUACUUCAAAAAAGCUUUUUUCGAAGCUCCACCUCAUGUUUUCGCCAUCGCAGACAACGCUUACAGGUCACUUGUAUAUGAACAUAGGGAACAAUGUAUACUGAUUUCUGGUGAAUCUGGUUCGGGAAAAACCGAAGCUUCUAAAAAAGUACUCGAAUACAUAGCAGCGCGCACCAACCACUUACACAAUGUUGAGAGCGUUAAAGACAAACUUUUGCAAAGCAAUCCCUUAUUGGAGGCGUUUGGUAAUGCGAAAACUCAUAGAAACGAUAAUUCUAGCCGAUUUGGAAAAUAUAUGGACAUUCAGUUUAAUUACGAGGGUGCACCAGAAGGAGGUCAUAUUUGGAACUAUUUACUAGAGAAGUCCAGGGUCGUCAGUCAGAUGUCAGGAGAGAGGAACUUCCACAUCUUCUAUCAACUGCUGGCUGGAGGAGAUCAGGAGUUGUUGAAUCAACUCAAACUCCAAGGAAGACCAGAAGUUUACAAAUACACGAUUAACUCGGAGUCACAAGUGAGCCAAAAAUUAAGCGAUGCUGAACAAUUCCGCACUGUGCAAGAAGCGAUGAAGAUUAUAGAAAUCGGUAGCGAUGAACAAAAAGCAAUAUUUGACAUUGUGGCCAGUAUCCUACACCUUGGAAACGUGAAAUUCGUCCAAAAUGACAAAGGGUAUGCUGAAAUUCUCAACCACGAUGCUAAUAGUCAAAAUGUUGCAGAGCUUCUCAAAGUAAACACGUCGAAACUUCGAGAAGCACUCAUAAGUAGAACAAUUGAGGCCCGAGGCGAUGUAGUCACUACUCCUUUAGACCUUGACCAGGCCAAGUAUGCCCGAGACGCUCUUGCUAAAGCGAUAUACGACAAGCACUUCAGCUGGCUUGUUUCUAGACUCAAUUCCUCCCUGGCGCCAAAAGAAAAAGACCCAAGGUCUUCUGUUAUUGGUAUUCUGGAUAUUUACGGAUUUGAGAUCUUCCCGAAGAAUAGCUUCGAACAAUUCUGCAUAAACUUCUGCAACGAAAAACUCCAGCAAUUAUUCAUCCAACUGACGUUAAAAUCGGAACAAGAAGAGUAUUUGAGAGAAGGCAUUGAAUGGGAACCUGUUGAAUACUUCAACAACAUUGUUAUUUGCGAUCUAAUUGAACAAAGGCAUAGAGGUAUCAUCUCAAUCCUCGAUGAUGAAUGCCUUCGCCCCGGAGACGCGAAUGACUACAGCUUCUUGGAGAAACUAUCGCAACGUUUGGACGGACACGCGCAUUAUAAGUCUCACCAGAAAGUCGAUUCCAGGACACAGAAAUUGAUGGGGCGAGAUGAGUUCUGCCUCGUCCACUACGCGGGCGAAGUGACGUACAACGUGAACACGUUCAUAGAGAAGAACAACGACCUGCUGUUCCGCGAUCUGCAAAGCCUCAUGGCUACUUCCGGCAACAACAUUGUUGGAUCGUGCUUUAAAGACUACAACUUAGCGAGCAAGAAGCGUCCAGAAACCGCCAUUACACAGUUCAAGAACUCUCUAAACGAAUUGAUCAAGAUUUUGAGCAGUAAAGAACCUUCGUACAUUCGUUGCAUCAAACCCAAUGACUUUAAGAUGCCAAUGCAAUUCGACGACAAGCUGGUGUCCCACCAAGUGAAGUACCUCGGUCUCAUGGAGAACCUGCGCGUGCGCCGCGCCGGCUUCGCUUAUAGGAGAACUUAUGAAGCUUUCUUGGAAAGGUACAAAUGCCUUAGCCAAGACACGUGGCCCAACUACCGCGGGGCGGCGCGCGACGGCGUACAGAAACUGGUCGAAGCCAUGCAUUACGAGCGCGAGGAAUACAGGAUGGGCAAUACAAAAAUCUUUAUACGCUUCCCGAAAACCCUCUUCGACACUGAAGACUCGUUUCAAUUAAAGAAGAACGACAUAGCGACCAUCAUACAGAGCCGUUGGCGCGGCUACUACCAGCGCCAGCAGUACCUGCGCAUGCGCGCCGCCGCCGUCGUCGUGCAGAAGUGGGUGCGGCGCUUCCUCGCCCAGCGGCUGAGGGAGAGGCGGCGGAAAGCUGCUGAUGUUAUUAGAGCUUUUAUUAAAGGUUUCAUAACACGCAACGGCCCAGCCACGCCAGAGAACCGUCGAUUCCUCGGUAUAGCCAAGGUGCACUGGCUGAAGCGCCUCUCGAAGAGCCUUCCCUCCCACCUCCUGGACCUCUCCUGGCCUAUCUGCCCAGCCACAUGCCAGGAGGCCUCUAAAUACCUCCAACAUUUGCAUAGAUUGCACCUAUCGAGGAAGUACCGGUUGGCUCUCUCGCCUGAAGAUAAGAAGCAGUUCGAGUUGAAGGUGCUGGCUGAGAAGAUAUUUAAAGGCAAAAAGAACAGCUAUCCAGGCAGUGUGCGCGAGCGCUUCCAGUGGGACCGGCUUAAUGAAGAACAACGUGUCCUGCGCAACACCUUUAUGGCGUCGCCCGCCUGGCCCGCCGGCGAAAAACUCAUUUAUUCCUGUGAAGCUGUAAAAUAUGACCGUCGCGGAUACAAGCCUCGCCCCCGAGCUCUGCUCGCGUCCGACCACGCUUUGUACGUACUUGACGCGGCCGCAAGAAAGACUUUUAAGUUGAAGCAUAGGUUACCCCUCGACAAGUUGCGUGUUGUCGUCACGCACGAGACUGAUGAUCUCGUCCUGGUGAAGAUUCCUCAAGAUUUAAAGAAGGAUAAGGGAGACCUGAUAAUAUCAGUGUCGCACGUGAUCGAGGCACUAACCAUCGUCACCGACUACACGAAGAAGCCGGAGAUCAUCGAGAUCGUCGACACCAGGACCAUCGCACACAACCUGGUGAACGGCAAGCAAGGCGGCACCAUCGAAGUGACCACCGGCCCGCAGCCCACCAUACACCGCGCCAAGAGCGGCAACCUGCUCGUUGUGGCAACUCCA
This is a messenger RNA of Brenthis ino (lesser marbled fritillary), 3189 nucleotides long. The record is from the annotation of a GenBank genome assembly. NCBI's taxonomy places the organism in Eukaryota, Metazoa, Arthropoda, Insecta, Lepidoptera, Nymphalidae.